AUGAAGAUGUUGUCAGUCCUCGUCUGCUGUGUGCUACUGGCAGUGGUGAGGUGUGAGGUGCAGUACCAGCACCCAGAGGAGUGGGAUCUGUGGAAGACGGAGCACGGGAAGAGCUACGAGUCCCAGAGAGAGGAGCUGGAGAGACAUCUCGUGUGGCUCUCCAACAGAGAAUACAUCAACGCACACAAUGCAAACUCUGACAUUUUCGGAUUCACACUCUCCAUGAACCACUUUGGAGACAUUAGCGAUACAGAGUUCAGAGAGCACUACUUGACCUACGAACCAGUCGGCCAGCACAACAGCAGUAAAGUGUUCGACCCAACUCCCUACAGCAGUACUCUCCCUGAGUACGUAGACUGGAGGACAAUGAGGGCUGUAACUCCUGUCAAACGACAGGGUCAGUGUGGAUCUAGCUAUGCCUUUGCUACCACUGGAGCGAUCGAGGGAGCCUGGGCUCUGGCUAAUGGUGUGCUGCAGCCUCUCAGUGAGCAGAAUAUCAUUGACUGCUCAGUUGUGUAUGGUAACCACGGCUGCAAGGGAGGCAACAUGUACAACUCCUACCAGUACAUCGUUGCCAACGACGGAAUCGAUACUGCCAAUGCCUACGGCUACAUAGAACAGCAAUCAUACUGCAAGUACACUACUGGAGGUCUUGGGGCAGAGAUCACAGGAUUCAUCCAGAUAGCCAGUGGGAACGAGCAAGAUCUCCAGACUGCCGUGGCUUACGUCGGACCCAUCGCUACAGCCGUUGAUGCCAGUUCCUCUGCCUUUAGAUACUACUCUGGAGGUGUGUACAGCUCCAUCAGAUGCUCCAGAACCAAAAUGAACCACGCAGUGCUUGUGACUGGAUUUGGCACCUACAACGGAGCCGAUUACUACCUUGUCAAGAACAGUUGGAGCAAGGGAUGGGGAGUUGGAGGCUACAUCAUGAUGUCCAGAAACUCAUACAAUCAGUGUGGAAUAUCGACCGAUGCUUCCUACCCCAGCCUCUGA
This is a messenger RNA of Geodia barretti, 993 nucleotides long. NCBI's taxonomy places the organism in Eukaryota, Metazoa, Porifera, Demospongiae, Tetractinellida, Geodiidae. The record is from the annotation of a GenBank genome assembly.